AUUAGAAAAAAUAAUUUCAUCGUAAAUAAGAUCAUUAACUAAAUACAGAGUAGAUCUGACAUCUGACAUUAUGUACAUAUAUAGAACUGGAAAUGUCUCACGUUCUGAAAUACCGACCUCGACAAAAUUAGAAUUUUUCACGCCCCCUGCGAUUUGUUUCGGCGAAUACAGAAAUUACAACCAUUGACUUAAUCUGUGAUGUGAAUCACGUCUAUUCUGUACAUCACAGAUAAGUAGAUCUAUGUAUUUAUAUUUACUGUUGCAAUUCGGCACAAUGCACGCACGAGGCACCCUUAUCAUACAUUUUUUUCGCAAUCACAGUCACGAUCAUAUAUAUGCUUUUGUUUUCUCUCUACUCUCUACUCAUUUCUCCUUUCUAUUCGAAUCAGGUUCAAUUCGAAUGUGUGGCAAGUGGGUGACCUAGCGAUAGCUUUUGUCAUCCGUCCCAAAGCGGCGUAGUGGUCGCUAGACGCGCAUGUUUGUUGAGAAAUUUUGUGGUAGCGCUAUGCGAUUAAUACACAUCAAAACACCAUCAAAUGAUAACAUCUCCCACCACCAAAAAUUGAACGAGUUGCCGGAUCUGUGUAUACUAGCGCUAGUACCUCAUCUAUGACUAUACGAACGAUAAUGUGAUAAAGGUGCCCUAAAGGUAAAGAAACUUGCGACAUAAAAAUGCAUAAUUUUUUUCUGUGAAGACAACAUGAAUAAUUUAACAGACGCACAUUGGUUUCCCUUAACAUCACAGGGAAAUAUUUAUUCAAUGACCAAAUUGUGUUCUGUCAAUGGUUCCAAUAAGGUAUUAGUGGCUUCUUUGAAAAGAAAAAUAUAUUCUUGUGAAUACCAUUUGAUGCCAAAUCUACAUUUAAGACCACUGGUUAAAGAACUACUUUUUACAUACAUUCCCAGUGGUGCAGAAAUCAUAUCUAUUGAUGCUUAUAAUAAGUCUGACAGCGGUGAUGGAUUUGUGAUAGGAAUAACUAUUUUGAAAGCAAGUACAGAUACAUCUGUAGAAAGAUAUCUAAAUAUAUAUACAGAAGGUGCCAUAGAUGGCGAAGGAGAUGAAGGAAGUUCCAUUGAAGCUAUAGCACAAAAUUGUCUUAUGGUGGAAUUAGCAUAUACACCGUACCAUUUAUAUCAUACUAUAUUACCCCAACAAAAUGUUCCUAAUGAGGUUGUUUGGUUACUCUCUGGCAGUGAUUAUAAAAUACAUAUGAUCAGAGAAGAUAAAUUAAAUCACAGUUACAGCGAAUCACCUAUUGAAAAGUACUUUCCUGAAUUGCAUGAUAUCCAAGGAAUUGCAAUAUGGAUUAAUAUUUACUAUUAUGAUAAUUACAAUUGGAGACUGACAGUAAUUGGUUGUGAGUGUGGAUUGGUCAAUGUAGCUAUAACUAAUGUUUUAGAAUUAAAAGUUUGCCGAAGUUGGAAAUUAAGAUAUGACAGACCUGUUUCCAAUGUAUCCACUUUUUCACUUCAAAAUAGUAUUGAGAAACCUUCUUUUCUUAGCUCUAAUAACUCUAAAUCUUUCCUAAAUGAUCAAAAAACAAAACUAAAUGUUCUUGUUGUGAAUACAAGUAAUGCAGUUGUCUUUAUGGAUGUUCUAAAUAAUGGGAUGGAUGAAGACAUAACAUUAAAUGGUAGUGAAACAUCUGAUUGCAUUUUAUGUUCUUGUAUUGCUGACAUAAAUAUGGAUGGGCAAAAUGAGAUACUUUUAGGAACCUAUGGUCAAGAAGUUCUUAUUUUUUGUUUCAUAAAUAACUCAUGGGAAUUGAUCAUAAGAAAAUUAUUUGAUGCACCUGUACAUUCUAUAUGUUAUAUGGAUAUCACCAAUGAUGGAAUGAAAGAACUUAUUGUCCUUACACAACGCGGAGUGCAUAUAUUACAGCAUAAUAUUAUGGAUGUCAAAGAUAAGUGGAAAAGGCGAUAUAAAAAAUUUCUUGAAGAAAAUAGAAUAUAGCUUAAUUUUCAAAUUGCCAUAUAGAAAGACUUGAAUUGAGGUUUAGUCUUCAGGGAUUGAGAAGAGAGUACAAGAAAUUACAAAAUAUAAAUACACACGUUUCAUAUUAUUGAUAUUAUGUAUAUACAUAUGUGUAUACACACACAAAUGGAUACAUAUAAUACCAAAAAGAAUAAAAGGAAAUUUAUUUUUAUUAUUACUAUAAUUGUAAAGUUGAAUAAUUUUAAUAAAUAUAGUCAAAGAAUAAAA
This is a messenger RNA of Bombus impatiens (common eastern bumble bee), 2203 nucleotides long. Its product is annotated as KICSTOR complex protein kaptin. Gene Ontology annotation, cellular component: lamellipodium; actin cytoskeleton; KICSTOR complex. Gene Ontology annotation, molecular function: actin filament binding. The record is from RefSeq and is a predicted model, not a curated record. The coding region runs from base 701 to 1954 and encodes 417 amino acids. Gene Ontology annotation, biological process: negative regulation of TORC1 signaling; cellular response to amino acid starvation; actin filament organization. NCBI's taxonomy places the organism in Eukaryota, Metazoa, Arthropoda, Insecta, Hymenoptera, Apidae. The transcript has 8 exons.